AUGUGCUAUCCGAGCGUUUCCAUAUCUAUCUUUGUUUCUGAUAUUUUAUUUAUCUAUCUUUCUUUCUCUUACUUUAUCAAUCUAUCUAUCUAUUUUCUUUUUUUCCUUGUCUAUCGAUCUAUCUAUCGAUCGAUCUAUCUAUCUUGCUGUUCUCUUCAUAUCUAUCUAUCUAUCUAUAUAUCUAUCUAUCUAUCUAUCACAUUGUCUUUAUUAUAUAUCCAUCAAAGGCAACUUAGUGGAGGCUUUUGUUUCAAAAUUUGUAAACACUGUCGACUCCCCCCUCUCUCUUUCUCUCUCUCUCUCUCUCUCUCUCUCUCUCUUCCUUCCACCAACCCUGAACAACUUUGUCUCUCUCUCUCUCUCUCUCUCUCUCUCUCUCAUUACUUUAUCUCCAUAUAUCUCCCUGUUUCUGUCUCUGGGAACUUUUUUUUUAUAUCUUCAUCUAUCUAUCUAUCUAUCUAUCUAUCUAUCUAUCUAUCUAUCUAUCUAUCUCAUUCUCUUCAUAUAUAUCUAUCUCAGUUACAACACUUUGUUUUUCCUUCAUUAUCUAUCUAUCUAUCUAUCUAUCUAUCUAUCUAUCUAUCUAUCUAUCUAUCUAUUAAAGACAUUUUUAUGAUUCAUUUAUUUUUUUGCUUUUCUUGGUCUCUCUUUCUAUAUAUCUUUUCCAUUCUCUAUUCUCCCUUACUUUUUUCUUUCUUACUCUUACCUUUCUAUCUAUCACUUUCCUAUCUCUCCAUCUCUCUCUUUCUCUCGCUUCCCUUUUCUUUUACUACUUUCAGUUCCCUUUCUUCCUCUAUUUUCGAACUUUCUCUUUGCCACCUCCCUCCCUUCAUUGUCCCUUCAAUAUAUGUCUUUCUUUCAUUAUUCUUAUAUUCUCUCUCACUACUCUGUUUUCUCUCUCUCUCUCUCUCUCUCUUCUUCUCCUUCUUCUUCUUCUUCUUCUUCUUCUUCUUCUUCUUCUUUAUUUUCUUUUUCCUACCUCCUCUCUCUCUUCUUCUUUCAAUUUCCUUCACUUUUGGCCCCUAUCACCCAGUUUCUCUUUCUCCAUCUCUCUUCUCUUGUCUCCUCUCCCUUUCACUUUCCUUUUUUCCACACUUAUUCUUGUCUUCCUUCUUUCUCUUCUUCUCUCCUUUUUCCCACCCACUCUUUCUCUCGCUCUAUUCCCUUUUCCACCUAUCUCUCUCUUCUCUUCCCCUUUCUCUUUGCCACUCUCUUUCAGUUUUGCUCGCACUCUUAAACACUCACUCUUUUAGCUUUCCCUCCCCCUCUUCUCGUUGUAUUUCUUCCUCACACACUCUUCUCGUUUUUUCUUUCUCCUCCUUUUUCUCUUUUCUCCACUAUUUUUCUUUUAUACCCUCACCCUUCCCCUUUUUCUCUGCAUCACCCUUCUCUCUCCCUCUCUCUCUCUCUAUUCGCUUUUAG
Acanthosepion pharaonis is the source of this 1422-nucleotide messenger RNA. NCBI's taxonomy places the organism in Eukaryota, Metazoa, Mollusca, Cephalopoda, Sepiida, Sepiidae. The record is from the annotation of a GenBank genome assembly.